GAACGUCUUUUGUUUUUACACAUACUGGCCAAUCUAUAAAUAUACUAACCGCUGUUCUGAAGUUAUCAGUUUCGUCAAUCAAAAGAAAAACUACAAACCUAACAAAAUGAAGUGUGUACCAUAUUUGUUGUUUCUUGCAUUCCUGUUCGUGGUCUUUGCUGAAGAAACUCCAGUAGAAACGGAAGAAGAAGCCGUAGCAGUAGAAACAGCUCCCCAAGAUUUACCGAAGAAAACAAAAAGAGGCAUAUAUGGAUAUGGGGGUUAUGGAUACGGGAGAGGCUACGGAUAUGGAUAUCCAUUGUAUGGUUACAAAAGUUACGGUCUCUAUGGUGGUUACGGUGGUUAUGGUGGUUACGGUGGUUUCUACGGAGGUUACUAUCCCUAUUAUUCCCUGGGAUAUCAUGGAUUUGGUGGAUAUGGAGGAUAUGGGCAUGGUUUAUAUGGUUGGUAGAAUAUAUUCCAAAUAUAUUCAAUCUCAAAUUAUAAUCACUUUAUUAUGUAUAUAUUCAAUAAAAAAUUGCCAAUAAAAUGUC
Molecule: messenger RNA, 533 nt
Organism: Leptinotarsa decemlineata (Colorado potato beetle)
Lineage: Eukaryota; Metazoa; Arthropoda; Insecta; Coleoptera; Chrysomelidae
Source: RefSeq, a predicted model, not a curated record